AGUUUUCAACUUCCACCUCCAAAACCAUAGCCAAAGCACAACAAUAACAAAUACUCCUACAGUGUAUUAAAAAUUCAAUAAAAUGAUUCUGCAGAUUCCCUUCAUUUCGAUUCUCACACUCAUCAUCUUCCUCGUACUAAACAAAAGAAUCAGAAAGCCCGAAAAACUCCCUCCCGGCCCGCGAAAGCUCCCAAUCAUCGGCAACCUCCACCAGCUCGGCAAAUUCCCCCACCGUUCCCUCCAAAAACUCUCCCAAACCCACGGCGAUCUCAUGUUCCUGCACCUCGGCUUCAGCCCGGUAUUAGUCAUCUCAUCCGCCCAAAAAGCCCGCGAUAUCUUCAGAAACCACGACCUCGCCUUCUCGGGCCGGCCCGCUCUCUACGCACUCGACAAAAUAUGCUACAACCUCUCCUGCGUCUCGACCGCACCGUACGGACCCUACUGGAGAGAAGCGCGGCGAAUCUUAGUCCUCGAGCUGAUGACGGCGAAGCGGGUCGAGUCGUUCCGCCACAUCCGGGCCGAGGAAGUGGCCCGGAUGGUCGACUUCAUUUCGGGCACUGCUCCGGCCCCGGUCGAUUUGGGCUCGGCGGUGUUUGCCAUGUCGAAAAACAUCAUCAGCCGCGCCGCGUUCGGGGCGGCGGCGAAGGGGAGGAGUUUCGAGGAGAUUUUUCAUGAGACGCAGAGGAUUUUCGCGGAAUUCAACCCGUCGGAUUAUUUUCCGGGUUUGGGUUGGGUUAAUCGGGUCAAUGGCGUGGAUAGAAGGAUUGCGGAGAAUCGUCGAGAUUUGGAGGGGUUUUUUGAGAGGGUGAUCGGAGAGCAUCGUGAUCGGACAGCGGCGGAUUCCGGUGAAGGGGAUAUAAUUGAUGUGUUGCUUCGAGUGCAGAAGGAAUCUCAGCUCACGGAUGAUCAGCUUAAGGCUAUACUCUUGGAUGUAUUUGUAGGGGGAACCGACACUUCAUCGACAACAAUCACGUGGACAAUGGCAGAACUCAUAAGAAACCCAACGGUCAAACGAAAAGCUCAACAACAAGUGCGAGAAAUCGCAAAAGGCAAACCAAUGGUGGAAGAAUCUGACCUCCCAAAACUCUCAUACCUAAUGCAAGUGAUCAAGGAGUCACUCCGCCUCCACCCGCCGGCGCCGCUGCUUGUUCCCCGAGAAACCAUCGAGCCCUGCGCCAUCGACGGAGGCAGGUACCACAUUCCCGCCAAAACGAGGGUUUUCUUCAACGUGUCAGCGAUGUCGAGCGAUCUGGCCGUGUGGGAAAACCCUAGUGAAUUCUCGCCGGAGAGGUUUGAGGAUAGAGACGUCGAUUUUAGAGGGCAGCAUUUCGAGCUGCUGCCGUUUGGUGCCGGGAGGAGGGGGUGCCCCGGGAUCAGUUUCGCGAUGUCGGUGGUGGAGCUCGCGGUGGCGAAUCUUCUGUUCCGAUUUGAUUGGAAGCUUCCGGAAGGAAUGUCGGAGGAGGAUGUUGAUAUGGAAGAAACCGUAGGGUUUAUUAUGCAUAAGAAGACUCCUCUUUGCUUGGUAGCUUGCUUAGUGAAUAAUUAGAAGUAGGUUACAUGCAAAUGAAACCCGUAUUCUAAAAUAUUUGUGUGUUACAUGAUAAUUUCUAAGUUCUAAGUACUAAGUAUUACAUAUA
This is a messenger RNA of Salvia hispanica, 1637 nucleotides long. Its product is annotated as strychnine-11-hydroxylase-like. The record is from RefSeq and is a predicted model, not a curated record. Gene Ontology annotation, molecular function: heme binding; oxidoreductase activity, acting on paired donors, with incorporation or reduction of molecular oxygen; monooxygenase activity. Lineage: Eukaryota; Viridiplantae; Streptophyta; Magnoliopsida; Lamiales; Lamiaceae.